AAAGAGACACAUCCGGGAGAAAGAAAGCAAAACUAACCCACAAAAACAGCUGCAACUAAAUGCAUGAUAGGGUGGUGAACUCUGGUAAAGAUGUACAGGAGUAGCAGUCCAUUUGUGGACUCUCUGCAGUCCAGUGCCUAUUCACCGGAUGAAACCUCCUCCCAGGGUUCGGACCGCUACAGACCCAGUACCAAAUCCAUCUACAUGCGCCGGAAAGAAUAUGCGGAGUCCAUUAACAAACAGCUGUGCAAGUUCCAGUACAGAGUGGAGCACCUACUCACUUGUGAGUUGGAUGAGGUGCAGAUGAGAGGGGUGGAGGAGUGUGUGGAGAGACUGAAGUUGCUGGAGGCAAUGGGGCAUGUGUGGGGGCAGGACAUGCUGUUGGAGGUGCAUGAUGGAAACCUGCUCCUCACCGACAUCGAGACCAAGGAGGAGCUGGAGUCUCUGGCUCUCAGCAGUUUGUUAGAGGUGAAGGCAAUGUUGGACAGCUGUGUGUACAACUCCCUGCUAACCGUGUCAGUGCAGGAGCCACAUGGAUGUGGGGCCACCAAAGUCUUCAUGUUCCAGUGUGACUCUCUGAGGGCAGAUUAUAUCAAGCAAAAUCUUGAACAGGUUUUGCUAAACAGGGCCACUGAGGCCAGAGACAGGAAUAAUAAGAGCGGACAACUUGGGGCCCUGACGAUUAACAACGACAGAAACACACACACCCCCCUCUGUCCAGAGAGGAAAGAACGGACUCCCUCAGGACCCCCCAAAGAGGAGUGGAAUGUUCCAGACUAUGAUGAGAGUCCAAGUCCAGUCUCACCUAAAACCAGGCAUAAGCCUGUCUACUCCAGUGCUCAGUCACCAACCCAGCCCCCUGCUACAGAGAACAUGCCCACAUGCCCUACCCAUCACCCACCCCCCUAUACAGAGCAUGACAGAAAUGUAGAUAUUCUGAACCACCUGAUUAAUGAUAUCAAAGACUUUGUGGAUACUGUGCUAGCUGUGGUGCCGAGAGCGGACAAGAAGAAAAAAAAGAAGAAAAAGCAGAAAGCUUUGAAAGGGUUGCCCUCAAAGGAGUUGUUUACAGUCUGCCUGCAGAAAAUCAAAAUGGCCUUCAACCUUCUGGGGCAGCUUAAUGGUCAAAUUAACAACCCCAGUGCUGCAGAUCUGGCCCACUGUCUCUUCUCCAUGUUGGAUCUGGUGGUGGGUCAGUGUGCGGAUGAUCUCCCCCCGUCUGUAGUAGCGCCACUUCUGGAGCCAGAGUGCGUGCGCUUCCUGGGUGAGGAGGCCUCGCCUGAGGAGGAUCAGCUGUGGCAGUCUCUGGGAGAUGCCUGGAACAUCCCCAGUACAAAAUGGCCUGAGGAUGACAAUGAUAUCCCGACUUUCACUCCUGUGUUUAACGAUGGCUGGGAGCCACCACAAGUCACACACACCAACAAAAAACAUGUGAUCCAUCAGGAAAGCCAGCAGUUAAUAUCAUGGAACACCAAAUCUCAGAACACCAAAUCCUCUCCACAGAAAAGUUCUGAAGAGAUGCUGCCCAGCUGCAUGUAUGUGUCAUGUGACUUUAGAGGGCGGAAUGAUCGAGAACUGAGUGUAAUGAAAGGAGAAGAGGUAGAGCUUCUGGAUAUGUCAAAGCGCUGGUGGAAGGUGAGAAAUGAUCGCUGUGAGGAAGGUUAUGUCCCAAACAAUGUCUUAAAGUCCGCAGACAUUGAGGAGAGACAGGAAGUGCAAAGCAAUCCUGCCCUGAAUAGGAAGUCCAAACCCGAGGAGGUUAAAGCUUGGCUGGAGCAGAAGGGCUUCACUAAAAUCACGGUGCGGUGUCUGGGGGGACUCAGCGGAGCGAUGUUGUUGGGGAUGACGCGGGAGGAGCUUAAGAUUGUCUGUCCAGAAGAAGGAGGACGAGUUUACUACCAACUGCAGAAUGUCAAAUCAGCUCUUGCUCUGGCCAGAGAGGUGAGGCCACUGGUUUGAGAGAUCAGCAAGAGCACAGAAUGGCUACAGCAGGAGAAGAGCACACACACACACACACACGCACGCAUGCA
This is a messenger RNA of Electrophorus electricus (electric eel), 2030 nucleotides long. It is a transcript of the gene eps8l3a, whose product is annotated as EPS8 signaling adaptor L3a. NCBI's taxonomy places the organism in Eukaryota, Metazoa, Chordata, Actinopteri, Gymnotiformes, Gymnotidae. Gene Ontology annotation, molecular function: actin binding. Gene Ontology annotation, biological process: regulation of Rho protein signal transduction; positive regulation of ruffle assembly; Rho protein signal transduction. The record is from RefSeq and is a predicted model, not a curated record. Gene Ontology annotation, cellular component: vesicle; ruffle membrane; plasma membrane.